Toxorhynchites rutilus septentrionalis is the source of this 2689-nucleotide messenger RNA. RefSeq lists its product as uncharacterized. Bases 396 to 1313 code for a protein of 305 amino acids. The record is from RefSeq and is a predicted model, not a curated record. NCBI's taxonomy places the organism in Eukaryota, Metazoa, Arthropoda, Insecta, Diptera, Culicidae. The transcript is spliced from 2 exons.
GUUGCUACAAAAUAUUAGUAUCCAUCGAGCUGCAUUCCAAAGGUGCACAUAAGCUUUCAAGUUAAUAGCGGAAACCAAACAAAUAAAGUUUUCAAAUUUUUGAAAUUAUAACAUUUGAUAAUUCGAUACGUGAAAAAAAAACUUCAGUGGAAUCUAGUUUAUGUGCAGUGCUCAAAUUGCUAUCUACAACGGAUAAUUUACCGUAUGCAAGCUACGAGAUUUCGAUAUUCUUUUUUGUUUGCAAGCAAGCUGUAGCAAUCAACAUUUCGCCCUCCAGCUGAAUAAGAAAUCAAACAUUGCGUGUCGUGUGCAAGUGAAUGUUCGUGAAAAAGUCAAUCGCUCGGUUACAAAUUAAUAUAGAAGCUUGCAUAGACUAAGCAUAUUCCUUUAUCGUCAUGCCGGGAGAAGCUUGGCCGCGCACUGCGCUAGAAAUUCUUCUCAAGUUAUACAAAGAGCACCAGAUUCUGUAUGAUAUGCGUCACCCAAAAUAUUAUAACAAGAUUGAGCGGCAAAAGGCACUGAUAAAUAUGAUUGACUUGAUAGAAGAUCAUCGUCCUGGGACUAACGUGAAUGAUGUUAUUAGGAAGAUUCAGACGAUGCGUACCCAGUUCGGCCAGGAGUUGGGCAAGGUUAGACGGGCGAAGGCGAAGGGUAAAGAGCACGUCCCUACAAUAUGGUGGUACAAAUAUUUAUCCUUUUUGCGAUCUCACGUCAAGCGGAGAUCGUCGGUCGACGACAAUGAUAAAGAUGACUACAAUUCAUCAACUACACAACAUUCAGAUGCGGAAUAUGAAAACUAUGCGGAGGAGACGUAUGAACAGUAUGAACUCGAAAACGAUGGAAGUUCUGAGGUUGUUUAUGAAAUUCAAGCAUCUACACCGGCAAACGGUAUCAAAACGGAUUUUAGUGGAGAAACAAAGUUGAUGCUAAAACACGAAGCCGGCACUGCGUCUUCGCCGACCAACGGUUCGUCCAAGGAGACCAUCUACGAGAUAACGAAUAACAACACAUUGGUCUCGAAGCGGAAAAUCGAAGUUAUAUCCACAGAGGAAUUGCCUCCAUUGGAAAAGAUGCCACGGAAGGAAGGUACCACCGAGGGUGACAUUUCCCCCACAAGCACUAGCAAAAAGACCGAGAUGUUCGAAAUUACCGUUGAAUCAGAUCGGGCGCGUAGCAUCGGCAAAUUUGUCUCAUCGCAGAUUGCUUCAAUCAAGAACGACUAUUUGUUUUAUUCGACCCAGAUGGAAGUACUGGAAAUCAUUAACAAAGCACAGUUAAAACAAUUGCAAAUAGAUAAAGAUUCUAAGAAGUGAUGGUACAUCGUUCUGGAAAAUGUAGUUUAAGUUCCUAUUUUCACGAACGAUAUUUCAAUGUAAAUAAAAAAGUUGAUGGGUCUGGGUCUAGGGGCACGGACGGGAUCUUGACAAAGGACUGUGAUUGUGUGUAGUAAUUGCAUUUGAAUUGAGUAUUUUCGUUGUUUGGAAUCUAUAUUUUUUCUCCUUUGAUACAUCAAAUGGAAGCCCUGAAAAAAACUUUUCCUGUAUGAACUUGUAUCUUAACCCUUUGCGGUCGGAAUUAAUUUCCCUAAAAAGAGAUCCUUUCAUCUUUCCACGCAAAUAAUAUUUUGUUUACCUAUCCGAGUACCGUUACCUAUUGUUCAUAGAAACUCCAUAUACAAUUGUGAAAAAGUUUACUAGACAUUAGAAGUCGUUUAGAAAAGUUUAAACUAUAUCGUUAAAUAAAGUAUUCGGUAUGAUUCCUUACCGUGAUGGCUGAGAGCAGACAAACGACCGCAAAGGGUUAAACGUGUUAGAUGAGAUAACGUGGUAGAAUCGAGAACCAUAUUCUAUUCAAAAAUUUACACAAAAAUACCAUUAACACGUUUUAAAGCGACUCUAUGGAAAUUUUUAAACGUAUAAGAGCCAUUGUUUCUUAUCGUUGUGAAAGUUAUUUUCGUUCGAAAGGGAAUGCUUAAAAGCUUAUAUGCUUAUAUUAGUUACCUUUAUUAUCAUAUGUUAUACUGUCAGUCACCGGUGACUGGAGCAGCCUGAGCGAAAACUCUGUGUCAGUCACCGCGGUGACUGACGUGGCAGUCAACGUGUUGAAGCUAUUACCAAGGCGCCUAGAAGUAUACCUAAGGUGGGCCAACUUGCUAAAACCAAGACGGGUCUAUGGUACUAGGUGAGGCCGUUUCGUCACUAAGUUGGUAGGGGAGCGGUAUAUGAAAACAGCACGGAAGAAAGUAGAAGGGGAAUUAUUUGCUUGUAGCGUGAAAGAGACAGACUGAUCACCAGCGAGCUUCGGCAAUAGCGUAUUGUGUUUUGUUUACAAACAAAACACAGUAGACUUCCAAGAAGGUUUUAGUGGUUGGCAAGGUGGGCAAGUUGGCCCACCUUAGGAUAUACUUCUACGCGCCUUGGCUAAAACCUAAGACGCUAAAACCACUCUUCAGCCAUCUUGGAAGUCUACUGUGUUUUGUUUGUAAACAAAACACAAUACGCUUGAGCCCAAGCUCGCUCGUGAUCAGUCUGUCUCUUUCACACUUCAAGCAAAUAAUUCCCCUUCUGCUUUCUUCCGUAGUGUUUUCAUAUACCCCUCCCCUAACCAACUUAGUGACAAAACGGCCUCACCUUAUGUUAUACUUCUAUGCGCCUUGGCUAUUACUACCCUUUUCUUCUGUUUAUUGAAC